Messenger RNA from Aphanomyces invadans, 7916 nucleotides. RefSeq lists its product as hypothetical. The coding region runs from base 24 to 7778 and encodes 2584 amino acids. Gene Ontology annotation, molecular function: protein binding. The record is from RefSeq and is a predicted model, not a curated record. Gene Ontology annotation, cellular component: RAVE complex. NCBI's taxonomy places the organism in Eukaryota, Oomycota, Saprolegniomycetes, Saprolegniales, Verrucalvaceae. Gene Ontology annotation, biological process: vacuolar acidification. The transcript is spliced from 5 exons.
CGCGCAGUCAACUUGUCACUGGCAUGGCGGCCCCGUGGUCCUGGAUUAGCUUGGACGGCAAGAGCGUUGCGGCGAUUCCAAGCCAUAAUCGUAUCGAUGUUGUGGACACACAAGACUUCUCCCUCCUCGGACGAAUCCAAGGGAACCUCAUGUCGUCGGAGCCGUUCCAUGAGCAUGCGAUCACACGAGCAAUUUGGAACUCGCGCCGUGUGUGUUUGCUGUCUCUGUCGUCGACGGCCUUGCUCCUGCACACCCCCGACCGUGAAAAGAAGAUUCCGUGCAGUAGUUUCACGUUGCAAUGGCAUCUCCAGCUCGACCCCGACUCGGUGGCCGACGUGGCGUUCUCACGGUGUGGCCAGUCGUUGCUCCUCGGCGGGACCAAUGGCCUUUCUGUGUGGAAUGCCACAUCGCCCACGGACUUUCAACUGUGGUGGGAGGACACUGCCCAUCCUUGCGACUUUGUUGUGUUCUCCCCCAGUCGAACGGUGUUUGCUUCGCACGAAAUGCUGUCCACCGACGUAUACGUGUGGCGGCACGCCGGUCGGGCUGGAAGCGUCCCUCGCGCGCAAGUGCUCGGCCACGACGAAGAGGUCGAAUACAUCAGCUGGAAGCCGACGCAUUAUCAGCCUCAAACGAGUGACGACCAUGACGGGACGCGGUCAUCGCAGUGGGACGAACCGGCCUGUGUGCUCCUGACGUUGACGCGGUCCAAGACCGUUCGCAUCUGGACAGAGCAGCCAUCGUCAGAUCGGUCGGACGGCAGGAGUUCGGACGUUGUCAUGACGUGCAUCGUGUUUCUGCAGCCAUCGCUGGAAAUGGACAUUAUUCAUGCGCAAUGGAUCGUCCCUCGUGCGCAGAACAUCAGCCAAGAGUACUUUGGGCCAGCAGCGUCGGCGGCGGCCUUACCACGCGAACGACUCCAAGACUGGCUCAGUGUUGUGGACUCCAAGGGCGUCCUUCAUGUGUGGACAGUGGACGCCCUGCACUUGCCCACCCAGAGCCAGCUCCUCCAGACUGGCUUUGUCUUUAAAGUGGACGGCGAAGACGAAACCUUGGGCGGCACGUCGACGUCGCUCGUGGCGUCAUACCAGAUCGCAGGGUACGCGUCCCAGGGAUUCCUCUCCAGUGUGUCCAUCCUCCUCGAGCGGACGGACCAAGUGCUCUUGAGUUACCAGGUGGCAUGGACUCCCCGCCAUCCGCCCGUACUCAAGGAGAAGAGCUGGUAUCGUGGCCACACGGCGCCGAUUGCCGCGCUGGCGACGCAUCCGUCGUUGCCGCUGGUAGUGUCGGUGAGCCACCCUCGCGACGGCGUGAGCGAGCUCAUCAUUUUCUGGCUGUCGCUGUCCAUGUUUACGAGUGAAUCGCAUUUUGUUCCGUCUUGCAUUCUGCAAGGCCCUGCGAUUGCUGCCGUGCAUUGGAUCCCGACGCGGCAUUUCCAAGCGCGGCCGCUUCUGCUCGUGUCGUACGCUAGCGGACGAUGGGAAAUUUUCAGUCCGUACGACUCGCAGCUCAACACGUUGCUCGAGUCGCCGCGCAUUCGCCAUCAGCACUCUGCCGACGCCAGCAGCUACAGCUUCUCCCGGCUUCGAAACGAUACAAUGGUAUAUCCAUGGACGUACCACGAGCACGUGCUCGGCGAGUCUGGCUUUGAAUACGAAGUAUCGUUGGUGCCGCACCCCGAGUUUGGUCUGGGACUGACAUUCACGCUCGUCAACGACAAGAUCGUCGUCGCGGGUUUCACGACUGGAAAGAGCGACAAAACUAUCGACGACGGCGGCAGCGGCGACGCCAAGGACGAAGCCAAGGACGACCGUGUGCAGCCGCCAGGUUUGGAACUCCCCGCGGCCGCGAGUCGACAGAUUUCGCUCCACGACGAAUGCAUCUCGGUAAACAACAUCUCGAUGAAGGGCAAGCUCCCCAUCGACUUAAAAGCUGCUGUUGCUGCUGCGCCACCGCACACUCCGGUCAUGAUGCGGUUCCGAACGCCGGGAUCGCGACCGGGGGUGCACGAUCCGUCGUCCGCGAUGGCAAAGAUGCAGCAUUGGUCGAUUUCGUCGCAGGACGGCGAGUCCGAUGACAGCAAUCGAAGCGAGCAGGGCGAUGUCGACGACGUUGACGACGUACACGAUGUUCCGGUCAAGCCGCAUGGCCGCGGCAACACUACGAGCAACCGCCGACCUCGACCGAGACGAUCGACGCAAGUCGUUGUGAGUGGCGGGUGCAUCACGAAAUUUGGGGGAUGGUCGUCUUUGGGCCACGUUGAGCUGCCUUGCACGUACGCCGACUUGGCGGUCGCCCCGCUGUACUCGGACAAAGGCGGGUUCGUCUCGGAUGCGGUGGUCCUCUUUGGCGUCACCACCGACACGCGCGAUCUGCACUGCUGGAUGGGAGUCGAGUAUCGCAAGGGCGAGUUUGAAUUUUUCCAGCUCAACAUCACGGCACCACCAGACAGUUUGACUGGCAUCACGGCCGUCGGGGCCGAGCGAGACUACCGCCAGCGGGCGUUUGAAACGUCCUCGACCCUCGACAGCAAGACGAGCGCAACUCCUGUCUGGAAUGCGCUGCUGUUCAUCGGCGACGACGCCGGGUGCAUUCACCACUGGAGGUGCCGUGUGUCUCAGCACUGUCGAACGAUGGACAUGUCGCUUGUGCAUUCGUCGACGACGCAGGGACUGCCCGAGGCGGCGUCGACCACGGCAAUGCUGCAUCCGUCUGCGUUCUUCCGUCGAGGGUAUGCAAUGCCACCGUCGACGAGCUAUGCCGAUGGACUCGACGCCGCGCGUCGUCCAAAGGGAGUGUUUCACAUGGAACUCGACGACCCGAAUCGACUGGCAGUCGUGUACACGGACCAGCCGGAAUCGCUGUACAUUUGGGAAGGCGAGUCGGGGCUCGGGAUGCUGCGGCUCGAAGCCAUCAUUGCGUCCGAGGGCCGCGGGCACAUUGUCGGGUUUUGCUGGUGUAGCGGCCAUGUCGAAUUCCACGUCGACCCUCUCGCCGUGCACUUUGCCACUAGCUUGGUCAUCUACUCGUACGACUUGCACCUCCAGACGUGGGUGCCCGAAAGCGAACAGUCGGUGUUUUACCCGCUCUUUGACUGUACGCGCGAUGCGUCCGCGCUGAUUCUGGCUGCCGGGUCGCCGUUCCCUGGCAGCACUGUGUCGUACCACGAAGUGCCGACGGUGCUGGGCAAAUGGGACGUGCACCGCCACGCCGUCACGACGGACCAGCCCGACGCAUCCGCGAACGACCAAAAGCACUGCCCAGUGUGGCACCCGUACACGGUUUUGACCACGUUGUGCGGGAUGCCCGCUCGCGUCGGGCUCACGCACACGACGCUGGCCGACUACCGUCCGGCGUACGACGUUCAACUCGCGUUCGGCGAGGCCGAGCAGAUGCUCAAGUUGCUCGCGCAUGUGCUGGAAGACGACGCGUCCACCGACCUCAGUGCCGAAAACGGCGUGCUCGUAUAUCUCCAUGAGAAGAAAACGUUCGGUCGGCGGGCGUCCGUCGGUCGGUUCACCACGACUGCAGGCGCCCCGACCGGAUUGAGUCGCGCCGAGGAUCUGUUUGCUCCGUCCCACGGGUCGAUGCCGUCGACUGGCAACACGUCGGCGGCGGCGGUCGCGGCCAGUCCAACACAUCAAGAGAGCUUGACCGCUCGAGAAAUCGACACGCUUGUGACUGCCCUCGACGCCGUCCUGCGGAAACAUACGCAAAAGGUGUCGGUGCGGUAUGAAGAGCAGGAGCACCGCAACGCGUACGUUCUGUUCGACUCGUUUGAGCUCGAGCACGUGCUGGAACUGAAAAGCUUGAUCUUGUUUGUGCAAAAGAUGCAAUCGUGCCUCCUCAACGGGUACGACCUCCCGGCGCAGCGAUACUUUGUCGCGUACCUCCUCACGACGUGCCUCCAAGAAGUGGUGCAAAAGACCGACGACUACGUUGCCGUGUCGAACGAUCCGCUUGCCCAGUACGAAGACAGCACGUCGAGCUUUGUCCCGACGGUCGAUUCAUAUUUGCACGAAAUUCCGUCGUCCAGCGUCAUCUGGGCGCUGCAUUCGCAGUCGCAGAAUCUCCUUGUCGACCAGUGCAUCCACCCGCAGGCGCUCUGGGACGACUUGCGCCCGCUUUGGCCUGGGAUGUGGGUGCGCGACCCCGUGAAACUUCGAUCCAUCGUUGAAAAGGUGGCGAAAUGCACCUUUACCCGCACGAAAGACGCGAUGAAUGUGAGCUUGCUGUACAUUGCGCUGAAGAAGCAGACAAUUCUCGGCGCGCUUGCCAAGGUUUCAAAGGUCGAGUCGAACAAGACACUGGCAGAAUUUCUCGCCCAUGACUUUACCGACGAGCGAUGGAGUGUUGCCGCCAUUCGGAACGCGUACUCGCUGUUGCGGAAAAAACAGUACGAGCUCGCGGCUGCGUUUUUCCUGCUGCCCACGCCGCCGCGCCUCCAAGAGUCUCUCCGCAUCAUCAUCGGGCGGUUGCAUGACCCAAGCUUGGCCAUGGUGGUGGCCCGCCUCGUCGAAUGCGACCAGGCGCCGCCGACGGCCUAUGGCUUAGACGACGGGUCCGACAUUUUCCACGUCGGCGAGCAAACGACCGAGAUCCUGCGCAACGAUCUCGUCCCGCUCUUUCGAUCGCAGCACAACCGGUGGCUCGAAAGCGCCGCGCUGUGGUGGCUCCACGAAUUUGACCAGGCCGCGGCGGUCCUCCAGCCGUCCAGCCAACUCGUCGACGUCGUGGACAAGUCGCUGUUGGAUACGAUGCAAACGCGCGCGUCGGCGGCGCCCGCAUCGUUGUCGCUCGUGCUCCGCACCAAGAUGGCGAUGGAUUUCUUUAUCAACUUGACGUCGCUUCCGCUGUACUUUCAGUUUUCGUACUGCGAAGUCCAGCAGCCACUGCUCAAGUUUGCGUAUGCCAAGCUCGUGGACAUCCACCCAACGCUCACGGAAGAGGAGGUGCUGACGACCAAAACGGACAUCGACCUCGCGUACUCGUUCACGGCCUACGUGUGCAAGCACACCGGGCUGAGCGACACGGCGCUGCUGCAAAUGCUGCAAGCGCGCCACUUGCUUCAAGUUCAUGUCAAGAAGAAUUUUCUCUACAUGCUCGACACGCACCACUCGUCGUCGUCUGUGCUGUCGACGGACCAGGGGCCGAUGCGAUCGAGGCUCAACAGCCAACACAGCCAGGUGAUGUCUCCGCGCGCCCACUUUUUUGGGUCGCCCCGCAUCGCGCGAAACAAUCUGGCGCGCAGGACGAGCUCGACGCCGUUCUCGCUCGACUUUACGGCCAACGAGGUUGCCCCAGAUACGACAGAGUGCGACUACCUGCUUCUCCCGGAACACGAGCAUCAUGGCGGCGACUCGGACAAGGCCCCAACGUCGUUGUGGCCGAAACCUGAAAUUGCAGACAUGGAGUGCCGGCGGUGGUCGUCGUCGGCAUUUGUCGGCAAGAUGAUCGGGAUGCGCGUGGCGCGCGAGAUGAUUUCGCACUUUCGCUUGCAAGUCGAUCCGUCGGGCGACAAUCACCACGGAUUCUUAAAGGAACUGCUCGACCCGCUCGCGGUGCAGUUCAAAGUGGACCGCCAGUACAUUCUCGAAGCCACCUUGAGUGUGCUCCAACCCCACGCGCCUCUCCACUUGGUCGAGUGCUGCUUUGUCCUGUCCGAGCUGGAUCGGACCCACGUCAUGCAGGAAUGGAUCCAGUGCGUGAGUUUGAGCAUGCUCCACGCCACGUCGCACUUUCCAACCGUCGACUGGACCGACGACGUCCUGCGCGAAUGGAAGCACCUGACGGUGCAACUCCGCCACCUCCAACUCCUCUGCGACGACAACGUGCUCUCGUUUGCAUCGCCGAUUCGGCGCACGAUGCAGUGGGCGAUGCAACUCGGGUUGGUAGUCCUCGCGUGGUGCACCAACCACCCCGAAAAGCUGCAUGACGUCAUUACCACGGACAACUCGACUGUCCUCGACGCGUUUCUCGUCCAGCCCGUGGACGCCGCUGUCCACCCGUGCCACCCACUCAACUUUGGCUACACGUUCUUGACGCAGUCGACGCACCUCACCAGCCAUCUCCUUCGCGUCCGACAGCUCUACUCGACGAUCCUCAUGACCCAGAUAGUCCGCACGGUGUACUGCAACGACCAGCAGGCGCUCCUCACGAGCCCCGACAACUUUAACGACGUCACGGACAACGGGUGCAAUGGGCUGUACAUGCCCAAAACGUUGUGGCGGGCAUGGACGCGCCAUCCGCUGGCUGGGCUCAAGCGAUGGUACCUCGCGAUGGAGGCGCAUGUCCAACUGGAGCUGCAUCGCAUUGUGCUCGCGGAAGCUGCCUGCGAGUGCGGCCACUAUGGCAUCGACUUGGCGGUGCGGCCGUGGCAGUCGCUGGCCGUGGACAACGCCGUUGCCCCGCUCGACCCCAACGCGGUUGCCGACGAGGACGUUCUCCUGUGGAUGCAGCAUCCGUUGUCCGGCGUCCCGACCACCCUCCGGAGGUACCGAGUCGAUCCUCGCGUGUACGUCCAAUGCUUCACGCUCAAAGACGCGUACGUGUGGCUGCACGACCGCGGCCUGUGCCAUACAUUGCAUGACACGCACGUGUGGCUCGGGCGGUGGUGCAAGAGCCACAAGGUGCGCUGGCUCGUCCGGCGGCGCAGCGCCAUGGCAUCCCACGGCACCCACUCGAACGGGGCAAGCGCGAUGCCGCUUUCAACUUCGCACCAUGGCCAGAAUGGAAAGAUCUCGCUCGAGUUGAUUCCAGACGAAGCAUUCUGCUUUGUCUCGCCGUGGGAAGUCGACGCCGAGCUCAACGUUCACGUGUACAUGCAUGGAGAGACGAUCAACGGCAAUGGAGGCGGGCAUCACGACCACCAUCAUCUUGCCGAACCCCAUGGCAUCGUGCCAGACGCUUCCCAACGCCCUGCCGCCGACCCUGCUUGCGAGACGACUCGCCUCGACUUGGGCUGGGAUACCUUGCUGCCGCUGACAUCCCAUCUUUGCGACGAUGCAGCCAAGGUUAUGUUCCCCAACGCAGAGCUCAAGGAGCUGUGGCAAGCCGUCUGCGGAGAGGGGUGGCUCGUGACUGCUGUCCAGCACUUCGACGCCGACGGGCUGUACAUGCGUCAGAGCCAGCAUGGCAGCUCGUCGACGAAGCAACGGUCGCGAUAUCUCGCCAACCUGUUCAAGCAAGUCCAGCGCAACCGCUUGUUUCGGUACUUGGGGCUGCCCCAUCGCCUUGUCGCAGUCAUCACGGUCGAGUUGGUCGAAGGCAAAGACUUGCUUGCGAGCGACAUCCUCUCGCACACGGCCGACCCAUACGUUUUCAUGACGCUCUCGACCGAGUCACCGACAAGUCCGCCGCCGCCGACUCCGACUGCAUGGAGCAUCAAGUCGUACCGGAGUCGCCAUCUCGUUGCGACCCUCAAUCCGAAAUGGGGCACGGAGCACGACAGGUUUCCAUUUCGGUUGGCGCUGCCAGUCCACGAACCCCACGACGGCCUCCCCAAGACGUGUCGAGAAGCGCUGCUCCAGCACGCGUACGACGGCCCCCCCACGGCACUGCAUUGUGCCGUGUACAACAAAUGCAAACUUCGUCAACAUCCGUUCAUGGGGAGCGCCAAGAUCAACUUGAAGCGACUCACAGCUGCCCAGCCCAUGGACGGCUGGGUCGACUUGGACAACGUGUCGACGGGGUCACUCCAUAUCAAGAUCUCGCUCAAGUACCAGCUCAUGUCGUCGUCUUCGUUUGACCUGGACUUCGGCAUGGUACGUUGUCCUUGACGAGUUGGACUUGUGGGAUUGACGAAUGCGGUGGUGGGCUUGCGUAGGGGCGCGAGAUGGCAUGUCAAGUGUGAGGCUUCUGCCGGCGGAAUGAACAGUCCAUAAAUAUCAGUAAAGGUGCAUUAUUGAUCGCGUUGA